Molecule: messenger RNA, 5717 nt
Organism: Pelobates cultripes (western spadefoot toad)
Lineage: Eukaryota; Metazoa; Chordata; Amphibia; Anura; Pelobatidae
Source: the annotation of a GenBank genome assembly
GGAAGGCGCGCCAUGAUUGGCUGUAGCAUGUCCUCUCGCUCGGGCCUGACGGGCAGGGGGGGUUAUUGUGUGUGUGAGGCUAGGAGUGCGCGGUACCGGCGGCAGAGCGGAGCGUAGUUACUGGGCAACUUCUAACGGAAUUCCUCACGGCGACGCUCGGACCUCCGGAACAUGGUAAAUAGCUCGCACGGAGUAGAGCACACCCUUAAAAAUAUCACUGUCCGAGCACAGCGACAGAGAGAGACCCCUGCUGAUUCCUCGGCAAAUGAAAUGGCGGGAAACCUCAGACCGGCUGACAGGGGAGCGGAGCGGAUAAGCACACACUGAUAAAAGGCGUCACCGCACCCGGGGAGAGCUCUCACCGCACCGGGUGACGGCGGCGGCUCCGUCCGGAAAGCAAGUCCUGCCGCAGCGGGGGGGAGAUUGAAUAGCACUGACACUGCGGGGGGCAUGACCUGUCUGCGGGCUGUCACCACGGGCACCCGGCCCCACAGUGUGCAGGAUGGCAGGGGGGCUCACAGCCUGACCCCCGCACACACUGACAGGAGGGGGGCUCACAGUCUGACCCCGCACACACUGACAGGAGGGGGCUCACGGCCUGACCCCCGCACACACUGACAGGAGGGGGCUCACGGCCUGACCCCCGCACACACUGACAGGAGGGGGCUCACGGCCUGACCCCCGCACACAUUGACAGGAGGGGGCUCACGGCCUGACCCCCGCACUCACUGACAGGAGGGGGCUCACAGCCUGACCCCCGCACACGCUGACAGGAGGGGGGCUCACAGCCUGACCCCAGCACACGCUGACAGGAGGGGGGCUCACAGCCUGACCCCCGCACACACUGACAGGAGGGGGGCUCACAGCCUGACCCCCGCACUCACUGACAGGAGGGGGCUCACGGCCUGACCCCCGCACUCACUGACAGGAGGGGGGCUCACGGCCUGACCCCCGCACUCACUGACAGGAGGGGGCUCACGGCCUGACCCCCGCACUCACUGACAGGAGGGGGGCUCACGGCCUGACCCCCGCACACGCUGACAGGAGGGGGGCUCACAGCCUGACCCCAGCACACGCUGACAGGAGGGGGGCUCACAGCCUGACCCCCGCACACACUGACAGGAGGGGGGCUCACAGCCUGACCCCCGCACUCACUGACAGGAGGGGGCUCACGGCCUGACCCCCGCACUCACUGACAGGAGGGGGGCUCACGGCCUGACCCCCGCACUCACUGACAGGAGGGGGCUCACGGCCUGACCCCCGCACUCACUGACAGGAGGGGGGCUCACGGCCUGACCCCCGCACACGCUGACAGGAGGGGGGCUCACAGCCUGACCCCCGCACUCACUGACAGGAGGGGGCUCACAGCCUGACCCCCGCACACGCUGACAGGAGGGGGGCUCACAGCCUGACCCCCGCACACGCUGACAGGAGGGGGGCUCACAGCCUGACCCCAGCACACGCUGACAGGAGGGGGGCUCACAGCCUGACCCCCGCACACACUGACAGGAGGGGGGCUCACAGCCUGACCCCCGCACUCGCUGACAGGAGGGGGCUCACAGCCUGACCCCCGCACUCGCUGACAGGAGGGGGCUCACAGCCUGACCCCCGCACACGCUGACAGGAGGGGGGCUCACAGCCUGACCCCCGCACACGCUGACAGGAGGGGGGCUCACAGCCUGACCCCCGCACUCGCUGACAGGAGGGGGCUCACAGCCUGACCCCCGCACUCGCUGACAGGAGGGGGCUCACAGCCUGACCCCCGCACUCACUGACAGGAGGGGGCUCACAGCCUGACCCCCGCACUCACUGACAGGAGGGGGCUCACAGCCUGACCCCCGCACACACUGACAGGAGGGGGCUCACAGCCUGACCCCCGCACUCACUGACAGGAGGGGGGCUCACGGCCUGACCCCGCACACACUGACAGGAGAGGGUCACAGCCUGACAGGAGGAGCUCACCACGAUGUAACGAACUGAACCUCGGACUGGACCUAUCACAAAUCUCGGGCAACACUCUGCGCGGAGAGGCAGACCACAAGGUUCACAGAGCAUUUUACGAAAGGGGGAAAUGCUAUCCCAAUACUGCAAGCUGUCCGAGCAUCCAUUCUUCUCUGAUAUGUACUGUCAGCUGUGUUUCAUACUCUGACCUUUAUCGGGUAGAGAGAGACAUGCUUCAUUCUAAAACAUGCUAAGCAUAGUGCCAAGUUUUACUCAUACUACCAAAUUCUGUAUAAAAACCCUGUCAUCAGGAUGUUUCAAACAGUUACAACAAACACUAUAAAAUCUGUCUAUGAUUCACAAACUUUAGCGUGUAAUAAUACCAGCAACACACAUUAAAUUGUAGUGGUUAGUUUUAAAUCAUUCAACCAUUUGCAUAUUGCUGAAUUAAAAACAAACUUGAAUUUCAUAACCUACAUUUACUUUUGGUAUGUUCGGAAUGUACAAUUCAUGUGUUGCACACACAACUGAUUAUAAUUUAGAUCUCUGCCCCCAAAGGUUUACAUUUGUUACUAGUAUGUUAUUCCCUGGCUGUUCUGUGUAACUGCCUUUAGGGUAAAAAAAUAAAUAAAAAUUUCUUCUUCUUAAUAGGCUGGUGGUAAGGCUGGCAAAGAUAGCGGGAAGGCUAAGGCCAAAGCUGUAUCUCGCUCCCAAAGAGCAGGCUUGCAGGUAAAUAUGCAUGUUUUUAUUGCUAGAUUGCAUACUAAUCUUUGUAACUGAGCGAAUAGUCUAAAAAUGCACUGUAUAAAACAUUUGCGCUUUAUUUUGUAGUUUCCAGUGGGCCGUAUCCACAGACACUUGAAGACCCGUACUACAAGCCAUGGACGUGUUGGUGCUACAGCAGCUGUAUACAGCGCUGCAAUUCUGGAAUAUCUCACUGCCGAAGUAUGUGCUUACGGGCAAUGCCAAAGUGCAUUUAGUCACAGUUUGAAUUCACAUUAGCAAAAAAGUCUAGCAGUAUCUAAAAAGAUACAUUUAACGGUUUUAAUACCUUAUAGGUUUUGGAGCUGGCAGGAAAUGCCUCCAAAGAUCUAAAAGUGAAGCGUAUCACUCCUCGUCACUUGCAGCUAGCCAUCCGUGGAGAUGAAGAGUUGGACUCUCUCAUCAAGGCAACCAUUGCCGGAGGAGGUAUAUAUCUUUGCCAUGUAUAUUCUCAGUUGUAUUUAAUACAUUGGAUCUUGACUUAAGUUCACAUAGUUUUAAGGCAUGGGAGGGGCUGGAGCAACACACACGUUUUACUAAAAACACUUGGUCACACUUGAUCCAUGACUUAAUAUAUUCUCUUUUCUAGGUGUCAUUCCCCACAUCCACAAAUCGCUGAUUGGAAAAAAGGGACAGCAGAAAACUGCAUAAGGAAUCAGUGUCCUGCUGCCCUAUACUAUUGUACUGUAACUGGGACAGAAGAAAAAAAUGGGGAUAUGUGGAAUUUGUUUUGUUUAUUUUCAUUUAAUUUUUUUAAAGAACUAGUUAAAUGGAAGAGCAUAGACACCAGAGUGUAGAUUUGAGAACAUUUGUAUGUUGUUUAGGUAAAGUUUCACAGAAAAGUUCUUUGAGUCAUGUGACUGAAAUCUGUGUGUUGAUUGGCUAGGUUUCUCCCGUGUGUUUUAUACAAAAAUGGAACAGAUAAACCAUUUUUUACAUACGUUUGACUCUGUGUGACAUUCUCCAAUAGCUUAUUUCUCAAAUGUGACCAAAUGUUCUUUAAAUUUUAUUGGAUAACGAUACCUAAAUUAAAUUUUUCUUAAUUAAAAAAAAAAAAAAUCUAAUAUUUGCAUAACAAAUCUAAUAAGCUUUGACACAAGUGCUCAUAGAACGGAGCUUAUUAAAUUUUGUAGGGGCCCGUGCGAUUUUGUAGCCAUAUCACUUAAGUGAAUUUGGUGGGGGGAAAUUGCACAUAUUGACAAAUGCAUUCAAGCAUAUUGAAUGUAGAAAUGCAUAUCCAUACAGUUGAGUGUUUCAUAAAUAGACCCUUAAGACUCCAUGGAUAAUAGUAAUUCUCUUAAUGUGUUAAGCAUCACAGACUAUUGGACCUCACAAAAUAUUUGAAUGCACUUUGGUCUUUUACAAAAACAACUCUAAAGGCAGGCAGUAUUUUGGGUCCUGUUUUUUUUUGCAAGACCCAAGAAUACCUCCAUUUAUACUUAACAGCUGAAGCAAUUUAUUACAUUAAGUUGACCAUUGUGUUAGGAGGUUGAGUAAUCAACCUCUUCACUGAGAUGUAGACAUGUGCACAAAUCCUUUUCAUCUGAUACUAACAUCAUAGGUGGAAAGGAUUUGUGCACAUGACAGAUGUAUUGCACGCACAUUAUGACUAGUUAUGUAGGGUCUGUGUUGUAAGUCACCAUUGUGAACUAUCACUGUAUGCAAAAAAAACAAAAACAUGGUCAAGCAAGGAACAUCAUUUGCUAAAUUAUUCAAGUCUGAUUACACAUACUUGCACCAUUUAUGUUGUACUCAAUAUACAGCUAUGUGGAGGAGACAUAGCUGUGCAUUUCAAAAUAACUUUGGGUUUUGGCUGUACUUAAUCACGUGUCACAGUAAGACCUGUGUGGACUGACCAGUUACGGUUCUUAAAUCCCUUAUCACGUUAAAUUCUUCAUUAGCAUUUAACGGGGUUGGGGGGAGGAGGGGUACAAAGCAAACACCUCCAAAACUCAAUUGUGGGCAAUGUCUGUUCCCCAUAACACUGAUGGAUGUGGGUCCCCUGGCAUUCCUUCCCUAGAAUUGUAAAGGCCAAAACAGCUUUGCAAAUGAUGCAAGUUUUUUUAAAAAAGGAAGCACAACUCAAAACUAGAGAAGUGACUUAAAUAAAUGAAGCAAAACAAAAUGUCUGUCUCAAUGUGUUCAGUCAAAUUGAUUAAUGGAUGGUAGGCCUAGUAAAUUAUGCAAAUUUACACCUAUCAAAGUGUAUUCAAAAGUGACAAACCAACUCUCCUACAGAACUUCUUCCAAGAAUAAAAACAAAUCAUGUAAUCCUUGCAAAAUGGCACAAUUCUAACAUUUAAAUGAACAUUACUAUCAAAUUAAACAAGAGUGAGUUUAACCCCUUUAAACACCACUGACAUAACAAAACCAGCUUUUAAGGAUUCUAUAAAGACGUACAGUGUAUGUUGGCAUGUAUACACUUGGUGACCAAUUACAAAAGCUGUACGACAACAAAAUAAUUAGGCAUCAGGACGUCUCCAAAGGCAAGUUAUCACUGGCACUCAGUAAGGAGGUCUUCCAUUUUUAAUGGUACACGACACAAUUGUAGCUUAUACUGCACUAAUAUAGCUUUAGCACUAAAGUUUUCCAUUAAUUGCUCAAGAGUGUUCUUACCAGCACAGGAUUUUUGUGAUGGCCAAUCAAAGCAGUUUUAGGUCAUGACUGAGCAAGUGCAUAUCAAGAUAAGCUGUCCAUGUGAUGAUGCUGGCAUCAGUGAGGCUGUCCAGCAACAGUGACUGAUAGGUGACAAACUAAGGCAAUGUGAUAAUGGUAUACUGUGGAUAGGCAACAUCUUGCAUAUAUAAACUGACAGAAGGAUAUAACAUUAAAGGGAUUCUGUAAGCAUCAAAACAACAUUAGCAUAACAAAGCAGUUUUAGUAUAUAUAUCUUGUCACUGCAAUCUCACUGCUUAAUUCUCUGCCAUUUAGGAGUUAAUGUAUUCCUCUUAAUGGAGCCCUAGCCACACCUACCCAGGCUAUGACAAACAGAAUGACCACCAAUGGAAAAAAAA